Molecule: messenger RNA, 2295 nt
Organism: Biomphalaria glabrata
Lineage: Eukaryota; Metazoa; Mollusca; Gastropoda; Planorbidae
Product: 16 kDa calcium-binding protein-like
Exons: 5
Coding region: 328-924 (198 amino acids)
Molecular function (GO): calcium ion binding
Source: RefSeq, a predicted model, not a curated record
CACAUACGCUGGAGCAGUGCGACUUAGCAGCAGCUGUUCCCAGCAGGUAAAAAAAAAAUUGUCCUCAGUAGGGACUCAAUAACGAGGAGGAGACUUCACUUACCAAAUGUAUGUAAAUGAUGGAGAAUAACUUUAAAAAAAAAAUUGUUAUAAUGUAUUUUUGAUGUCAGCUAAUGUUUUUCUUUACGAUUAACAUAACAUAUCAUAUGUGAAGUAGACUCUACCCAGAAUCUAUACGUGCAGUAAAAACUGUUGUUUUUUUAAAUUCAUAAUUGUCGCUGACAAGAUCAAAACAAAACAACAACAACAACAAAAAAAAAAACACAAAUGAGUAGUAUUCUGCGUUUCUUUCGACGGAAGAAAGAUUCCAGCAAGAAGAAAGAUUCCAGUCCUAAAAAAGAUUCCGGAGGAAAGAAUAAAAAGGACAAGAAGCACAAGGGCAAUAAUCAAUGCGACAAGACCGAUGGUGGAGUCCAAAUACCGGAACUUACCCAAGACACCAGAAGAUUGUUUUAUGCCGCAGAGUUCAAAUCAUUGGGUGACGUCACGAAGGAUAACACCAUGAGGAAAGAAGAGUUUACCAGAUUGAUGAUGUUACUGGGAUUUCCCUAUGGCAUAGAAGAAAUAGAGCAAAUUUGGUCCGACAAAGGAAUGGAGGACGGUGGAAGAAUGUCUUUAGAGGAGUACAUUGACGUCAUGCUGGAUGACAAGAUUGACUCACAAACAAGCAUGUGGAGAAAACUUUUUACCUGCUUUGAUACCGACGGAAACGCCACCGCUUCUAAGGCGGAGGUAGUGAAAGGGCUUGAAAAAAUCGGCCUGGACAUCACGCCAGAAAUGCGAACCAAAAUUGACCAGAUGGACACAAACAAAGACGGAAAGAUAAGCUAUGAAGAGUUUCUGAAAGCUCAAUUGAAGCAAUAGUCUUCUGGACACGAACGAUUGGGGCAUUUAUAUUGUUUUAGAAGAUAUCUGAUAUUUGAACAAAAAAUAAUUAUUAUUUGUAUGUUUGGUUCAUUUUGUAAAAUGUCGAAAUUUUCUCUCCUGGUGAUGAGCAAAGAUAAUAAAUAGCCUUUUGAUUUCUCUGUGUUUAUACAAUAAAAAAAAAUCAACUCAACUGCAAUGCCAAUAAAGAUUUUGUCUUAGAGGUUGAAAGUACUAACAGUUGAAAAAAAAUUGAGUUGUUAACAAUGUAACCGUGCCAUAAGAAAACCGGAAGUCAAGUUGGAAAUUAUAAUUUCAUCGGACAUAAUUCUUGUUGCAAUACUUGAAUAUAUUUCUUACUUAGUAAAGUAUUAAAUGGGCGCUAUUGCCGCGGUAUACAAUGAUAAGGGAAAAGGGGGGGGGUAAAAUAUGAAAAUAACAUUAGUUUAAAGUUGAAAAUAAAAGCCACGGUCCUAUUGUUAUUCUGUCUAUUUUUUAUUGAGAUUGUCCUUGACCUCAGUUUUUGAUGUCUUUAAAUCCUAUGCCCUUCUGAGAAUUAUAUUGAAUGAUUUUAUCGAUCAUUUUGUACUCAUUUUUUCUUCACGAAGUAAUGUUGCUACUGCACAUAUAAUAGAAACACGCUAUCUAGUCGUUGUAUUGUUUAUAUUGCCUACAUUAGAGUACACUAAUAUAUUCGACACGAAGAGAUUCCAUCCAUGAAAGGCUUUCAUUCAUCAACCCCCCUGGAAAUAUCUAUCGGGCCCCUUAGAUCUAUCUAUGGCUUCCUUCGGUCUCGAAGCGACUACGGAUCAUCUCAUAGAAAUGGGAUGAAAGCUUCGGAGUUGGCGAUGGUCGGAACAAAUCGCCUACACAGCAGUUUCACUCUCCCCCUCUCCACGCAGCUGAUGUAUCCAAAGCAAUGGCAAGUGCAGAUAGUUUGGGAUCAGCGGCUUCGCAGCUUCUGCCAGAGUGUAGCACUACUGCAAGCUUCCCAAGGAUGACCGGCGAACCGAGGGCCUGUAACAAAUGAAACUUAUUAAAACUUUAUGAUAGACCUGGGCGACGAGAAGCAAAAGUCUGUCCAAUGAGUUCUUUUGAGACAGUAAAAUACAAUUCAUUUAGACACGUUUCUUUAUGAACUAAGUAUAAGAUCAAAUAAUAUGCAUUAUGAGAUUAAUAUCAAAUAAUAUGCAUUAUGAUUAAGAUCAAAUAAUAUGUAGGCCUUAUUAUGGUUUGGGUUGGGUUUAAAUGGAUGAGUUUCACAGAAUGUUAAGUACGUGAUGGUGAAUGUGGUAUCAAACUAACUUAAUGAUGUUGAUUUAUCAAACUGAUUAGCAAAAAUAGUUCAAUAAAAGUCAACAUUCUUUUUUU